Messenger RNA from Panicum virgatum (switchgrass), 523 nucleotides. RefSeq names its product small EDRK-rich factor 2-like. The transcript has 2 exons. Bases 121 to 324 code for a protein of 67 amino acids. The record is from RefSeq and is a predicted model, not a curated record. Lineage: Eukaryota; Viridiplantae; Streptophyta; Magnoliopsida; Poales; Poaceae.
CGCUGCAUAAAUCCCCACCCCACCCCGUCACGGCCCGUCCCGUCUCGACCUCACGAUCUCCCCUCUGCUUCUAGACGCUCCCCCUCCUUGCUCUCUUGUCAUAAUAAAGAAGUCAGCACAAUGACUCGCGGCGACCAGCGGGAGCGGGACCGGCAGAGGGCGCAGGCGCGGCGGCCGGUGGCCAAGGGGCGCGACGACGGGCUCACGCCGGAGCAGCGGCGGGAGCGGGACGCCAAGGCGCUGCAGGAGAAGGCGGCCAGGAAGGCGGCGCAGGCCGCGGGAGGCGGCGACGCCAAGGGCGCGGGCAAGAACGCCGGCAAGUAGUAGCCUGUGUCGCCGGAUCCGGCGAGAUCGCGUUGUGUGGCCGGGUGGUGAAAUCUCUGUAAUCAUGUUGCAAGAUCUGUGUGUUGGUUGGAUAUGGAAAAAAAUCGGGAGUGGGAUGCGAUUUCUUCAGUGUUGGCACUUGCUUCGCCUAGAACAUGCAUUGCAAAAGCACAACAAUAUCGGCUGUUUUCCAUUAAAA